Messenger RNA from Dibothriocephalus latus, 897 nucleotides. NCBI's taxonomy places the organism in Eukaryota, Metazoa, Platyhelminthes, Cestoda, Diphyllobothriidea, Diphyllobothriidae. The record is from the annotation of a GenBank genome assembly.
AUGUUUUCACAAUCUGUGGAAAUCCCCUAUGGGCUCGACGCGACAUCUCCAUUGUCAUUAAAGUCUCUCUUUGCCGAGCAUCAGUAUUCCGUUAGUCUUGCUAUGCGACACAAGUCCCGAUUUUACGAAGCUUGGUUCGGUUAUUGUUUCAUCGAGGAAUCCUUGGUUGAACGCGGUAAAACCAAACCUUUUGAUGUUUGGACUAUAUUACUAUCUGAGAACUUGACCACACUGCGUUGCAAACCUAAACCCAGAGUUCACCAUGAAUCGGAACACCUGGCGCAGUCAGAAGAGGACACAGUUGAAAUUGAACUGGCUUCCCAAUUUUACGCCUGGCUUGGUUCACUCAACGCCACGGAGGAGAGCGAAAAUAGCCAACGAGAAAACGAACUUUUAGCAGAUUUUGAUCGUCAGGAGACAUACUGCCUAUCUAUACUUUCGCGCACGGACGAAAUUCUGGCUAAGCUACGGGAAUUAAAAGAGAAGUAUGACUUGAAUGAUCUUGCCCAGAAGGCGGAAGAAAUCGAACAGAUCCUCAAGCACUUCACUGUCUUGGCCAGUAUUGAAGCGCCUGCCUUCAAGGACUCCCGGGUCUACUUGAGCCGUUUUCGAGCUUGUCUCGCCACAGCCAUACAGAUGGUCAAGGACGGCAUCAAAAACAUUAUCCGGCGCAUGAUUAUGGAACUGCUGGAACUUGGGACGUUUUACCUGUCAAAACGUGAGGCGCUGGUCCUGCCAGUAGCCCAGGCAAGCAUUGCAGACCUGGUCUCCCAGUAUUCGGGCAACCACUGCGAGCUGCUGCGCACCACCGUCUCCUUCAUGUUGCACAUGUGUGAAGACGAGAUUGCACUGUUUGGCCGAUUCUUCCUGCCCGACGCUACGGGCCUUUUAAGGUGA